Molecule: messenger RNA, 5449 nt
Organism: Lethenteron reissneri (Far Eastern brook lamprey)
Lineage: Eukaryota; Metazoa; Chordata; Hyperoartia; Petromyzontiformes; Petromyzontidae
Gene: C24H15orf61
Product: chromosome 24 C15orf61 homolog
Source: RefSeq, a predicted model, not a curated record
GAGGUUUGUGCAGUUUUAUCUUCCCGCAAGCGACGUUAAAGAUCUUCGUGGACACUAAAGUGGUGCGUGACGUCAUUUAUGGACGGCCCCUAAGUCAAAAAAAAGUUGCGGUUUGUGAAGGGCUAUCUGUGAGUUAGGAUGAAGUUGCUGCCCAGGAGCUGGUCAACAAGCAAGCGUAGACCCCGGGCUUCCCAAGUGCUCACAGCUCAUCUCCUGCAGCGAAACCUCCCACAUUGGACCUCCUAUUUUGUCAAGUACAGCGAUGUGCAGAACGAUCAGUUUUCGCUGUCUCAUUUCAACUGGGGAGUGGAUGGAGCAAACUAUCAUGUGCUGAGGACCGGGUGCUUCCCCUUCAUCAAGUACCACUGCUCGCGGAGACCCUGGGAGGACUUGACGCUUGAAAACCGCAUCUUCACAGCUCUCAAACUCAUCAACCUAGGGAUUCCGACGCUGGCGUACGGCAUGGGCGCUUUGUUUUUGCCAAAGGUCACAGAGGUUGUGACCACGGAACAGGGCCCUGUCACCAUCUACUUUCUCUACAAGGAGCAGGAGGGGGCCGUGAACUGAAUUGAGGUGGCAUGAGGGGUAACUGCAAAGUGGAGAAGCCACCCUGUCUAUGCAAGGCAAUCAUUAAUGCACCUGAGCACAGAUGACUGGGAAUGACUCUUAGGCCUUUGAACAUGAAAGAGGAUUGAACAGAGAUCAGUUUUCAUGAGGGCGGAGCUGUGGUCUGUGCCAAUGCAAGCUGUUUGCACUUUUGACUCGAUUCGUGCAGCGUAUGUAGUCUUGCUGCCGACUGUCGUCACUUUGUAAAACAAACAACGCACGCGCGUGUUUCUUUUAACCCGAAUUAUCCCUUGGUGUAGUCUUCGUAAGAUUUAACGGCAAAGUUUAAUGGAACAAUUAGGGGAGAAAUAAUAACCUCUUCAAUGAAUUUUGGAUUCAUUGUGAAUUGCAAUCCCUUUUCCACAAUACAGAAAGCUCCUCUGCGGCAUCGCGUAAAAAAACUUACCCUGGUUGCAGAUCAUUGUGGAGAAGAAAAAAAACCCAAGGCGGUAACAACAUAAUUGCUCACACUGCCCACCUUUGCUAAUCAAUCGUUGUCCCCUUUGAUUAAAGCUCUUGUUGAUGAAACAAACAAUGGGGAGUGGUGACAGCUGCCGAGAGGUCAAUUGGGCUGGAGCACGCGUCUGGAGGAGGAGAUGAUCGCUGGGGGAGCCACCCCUGGCCAUCGCGAGCGGCGCUAACGACCUACCCGCCAUCGAUCGUGUUAAUUUCUUCGCAGCGCGGGUGUUAAUUGCGUCGUCGAUUUCACGCCAGCCCCCACCGCCGUUGCGCUGUAAUUUAGUGAAAGUGAUUACUCGUGAACCCGGUGCCGGGCAUCGAUCCCUUUCCGCGACAUCGUUUGGCCGCCCCUCUUCCCGGCUCUGGGAAGGCUUCAUCAGUCCCAACCGGGACGCGCGAUGGAGGUGAUGGUGGUGAAAAGUGAUCGCCGAAGGCCACUAAUGAGACAACCCGGCAUUGGCUGAUUUAGGUGGCAAUCGUUUGAUUUAUGCGGCGAUCGUUUGGCUGUGGGGAGAGACAGAUCAUUGCCAAUGAGGCUGGCUAACAGCAGUUUCUGGUUUUAUUGGUUGAAUUUAUUUAAUACUUGCUUGUACCUACAAAACAAGUGACAUGUGCUUAAAAGUGAUUUUUAAAUGAAGCCAAAAUCAGAUACCAAUUAUUUUUGCGAGUCAGCAAGCAAAGGAAUUGCCAAAUACAACAAGACCGACACAGCUGACUAUGUGGCGGCAAUUCGGAACUCGAGUUGAAAAGUGCUCCAAGUUUGGAGCUGGAUUGACAGGUGGAUGUGAUGUAUGUGGAUAAGUAUUAUUUUUUAUUUUAGUUUUUAUAUUUUAUUGUUUAAUUCCCUAUAUUUUUUUAUAGGGUGUUGUUUUUUCUUAUUGUAUUGUGAAUUGGACUUCCAAUUGUUCCCCAAGAUUGACCCCCUGUUCAGGCCGCUGACAGCAUAUUUUGCUAGUUCUAUUUAUCAACACUAGUAAUUGUUUCAUGAUAUGACUAAAUGUCAAAUUGAAGGUUUCAGGCUCUAAAUUUAAAAUGUUUAAAAAAAUGUGCAGGGCAGUGUGGAUGAGGGUUGAAAAGAUGUGCAUUAUUAAUUGAUUGCGAAUAUGGCAUUUAUUUUUUUGUAUGUUAAAUAUUACAUUCAAAACUCGAAACCGCUAACAGUCCAGGCUAAAGUGCAGUUUCACCGCUGAUUCUGUCCCUUCGUUAUAUUGCACCCUAUAUUGAAUUUCAUGCCCGUGGAAAGUUAUUACAUCCACACUGUAAAACUCAUAAGGUAAUCGAGUUGUUAGGGGUGUAGUGGGGAGGGAAAUUUGGUUGAUGGAAAGUGUAAUAUAAAAAUGACAUGUCACAAAAGUGGCUCGUGAAAACAACCCAGCGUCUUCUUGUUUGAAAUUUACAAGAAAGCAUAAUGGGUGCAAACGGACCUCCGGGGUACAGUGCUGAUGGAACCAUAAUUACAAGCGCAUUUUUUUUUCGUUCCAUGUUUCCUAGUAAAUAAAUAAAUGAGCCUCAAGAAAAUGUCCGCAGAGCGAGCGGGAGCCUCAUUGCUAUGCGCAAUUUGUCUCGUUUAUGUGUUGCUUGCUGAAAAUAUGCUUGAUUUAAUUUACAUAAGCGGUCGUAAUUAAAGCGCCGUACGUGAACACGUUGCGUCCUCUUAGCUUUAAUUGUACGCUGUUAAUUGUUAUUUGAUUCAUAUUUUAAGACAAUUUUUCUAGGGUUUGGUGCUUUUAAUCAAUUUAUCAUUUAAAUACGGUACUGUAAAAUACGUUUACCACAGUAUUUAGUUUUAUACGGUGUCCAAUGGCAAAUACGGAAUCACGACGUGAGUGGCAAACAUUGAUACUGGGACAUUAUCAAGACUUGAACAUAACAUUUAUGUUUUGAAUAUGAUUAAAGUAAACACCUGACAUUACCGAUGUAAUCUUUAUUAUUAUUAAUAGUACCAUAAUAUUUAUGUAGGAAAGUCUGACUGAGUUUCAAUACUUUUUCAGCGAGGUCCAACAUGGGAUGUUUGAUCAAUUCUCUAAUUGACAAAUUUUUCUUUGUAAGGCAUUGAAUUUCAUAGCAAAACACCCAAACACGUAUUAGUAGGGGAUGACAAAAAUAUCCACUAAUGAGUUACGACCAAAUCCCCCAGAAUGUGCCCAACUCGGAAGCUGAGCAGGGUUGAGUCUGAAUCGGGCUUGGGUGGGCAACCUCAAGUUGCAAUAGGCUGCUGUGGUGCUGCGUGGUGGACAGCAGAGGGCAGUGAAGCAAAGUUCAUUGUACUGCUCUCCGCUCUCUGCCUUCGCCAACCCCUGUUCUGACUAGCGUGGUGGAAUAUGGUCAAAUAACCCACAUGGCAUCGGGAGGCCAUCACCCAGCGGUGGGUUGACAAAUGGCUGUAAAUGUAAAUAGGUCAACAAACCAUCUCGGGCGCCUUAGGCACCUCUGCCUACAGGAAUGGUAUCACACAUGAUGUCUAUUGAGAUAGUCUAGCUUUAAGACCUAAUGCGACUAAAAAACAAAAUUUUUAAUUAUUAAUUGUUGGUAAUUUCAAACUUGUAGUUUGGGGUAAAGCACUGCCCACAAAUGGUCUACUGGUAUUAAGAAAUGGCAGAACAUGGAUUGCAAACUAAUUUACAUCAUCUAAACAUUUACAAUUACUGAUAAUUGCCAGGCAUUUUAUCAUGCUCAUGUUAAAUUACUUCUCAUAAUGGACUCAUUAUGCUAUUACUAAUGACCACUUAUUAUAAAUGAGUAUAUAAUGUUUACAGAUUAGACGUUCGCUUCCGAACAAACGUGCCGAAGCACAUUUGUCCUUGUAGCGCCUGGAAAAGGUCCUUAUUUAACUUUUUAAUAAUAGUGACGUUUUUAAGUGCACUGUGCUUAAUUCUUACUGCAGUGGUAUUUAAUGCGGUACCAUAACGAGAUGCGGGGCCCUGAAGGGAUUUCACAGAUUCUAAACUCUUUUCCGUGACUUGUUUUCUAACGGUGGAUUGAUCUCGCUACCGAGCCAGUUUCCUUUGAUUUGACAGUUAAAUUCCCUUCUAGAUUUGAUGCUAUCGUGACUGCAGGGAUUAAUACUCUUAGGUUUUUUUUCGGUAAAGUCACGUAGGUAAACAAUGAUAAAAUAUAAUAAUAAAUCACGACGUUUCGGAGGCAACACAAGUCUCCGUCUUCAGGUGGGACUGUCACAGCUAAAUUUAGCAUCCGAAACGUGAUUUAUUAUUAUUAUUAUUUUACCGAAAAAACCCUAAGAGUAUAGUUAAAUUCCCACUAUCCAUUCAGCAUUUUCUUAUGGGCAAUGUUGCUGUAAAAGCGGGCAUGAAAGAGUACAAUAUCUCUUUCAUUAGCUGGCCACUAUGAUGUGCCAAGUGUCGUAUAACUGAUCCUGAAUUUGGAGAUUACCAUGUAUAAAAGAGUCGUAUAUUUCGCAAUACUGAGAAAUUGUCUUCUCAGUUUUAUUAGAGUUAUUUUUUUAUAAAAAAAUUUGUAAAGUUAUAAAUACACUCCUGUUAUCGCAACGUUUGGCAAGACUAGAUUUCAGAAAAAAAUCAUACCACGUGUUCAUUCAAAAAAAAAUUAUGACACCAUGAAACGUCGUAGUUUAUAACAAAUACAAAAACACCCCAUAUACAAUUCUAUACGCUCCAACUACUUCAGGUUACUAUAUUUCUUUUAUUUGUAAUUUUACCCCCAGUAGAUCGCAAAGCCUUGCACGGCAAUUCCCCAGCGUCCCACAAAAAUCACGUGACAUCGGAAGAGGGAGCUCUCCGCUGUAAUUAUCUUUUUCCCCCCAUCAAUUCAUUACGCAUUUGUGUGGUCUCGGUUAUUAAUUAAGCACGCUGAUUAACUUGAGUAAAGAAACGGCGUUGAUUAUCACCACCCGUCCCUGUGCGCAUCGUGAUUGGAUGGCGGAGUGGUGGAGACGUGGGGAGGAGGAGUGAUGCUUUUCCCCUAUUGGGAAUCCCUGUCAUAUUAAGCAUAUGCAGGCAGUGACAACGAAGGCCCGAAAGCAACGAAGGAGGGAGGGGAGGUGUAACCCAAUUGAAGGCCGGCCAAUUUGAUCAGAAGGUUUCCAAAAACGUAAAGAUGUAAUCAUGCAAACACAAUGGGCCCAGACAGCUAACCAUACUGGAAAUUAAAUAUUUCCAAGGACACAUGUAGGUUGAAAAGUGUUACCUAUUCCGUGCUUUUGCAUGAUUUAUCAACAAAAAAAAAGUUUGUCAUGGCUUUUGUUGUCCACAUUUCUUUCCACGUUUGUUGAAGGCUUUAACUGUCAGUAAUUUGUUGCUGCUGUAUCUGCAAUUGCACUCUUUUAUGCAUGGCUAUGGUUUUGUUUUUCCCUGGACUUAUAAUUUAAACAUCCGUGCCUUUGUUCUUGUAUAUUGUUUUUAUUGUA